This is a messenger RNA of Naegleria gruberi, 1485 nucleotides long. RefSeq lists its product as uncharacterized. Gene Ontology annotation, molecular function: protein binding. The record is from RefSeq and is a predicted model, not a curated record. Lineage: Eukaryota; Heterolobosea; Eutetramitea; Acrasida; Naegleriidae. The coding region runs from base 1 to 1485 and encodes 494 amino acids. The transcript has a single exon.
AUGGAACAACUCAGAAAAAAAGAUUCUCAAGUAAAACAACUGCCUAGUGCAUCACUUCAACAAACAGAACAAGAUGAUGUCGACACAAUACCUGGUAUUCAUUCAAAAUUGAAGGAAUUUUCAGUUUCAUGUUUUUUAGCUUGUCGUGAAAAACUUGAUCACCACGAUGCAGUUGAUGAUAAUAAUAAUUAUCGAUACAAGUUAUCAAUACAGCCAAGAUCCAAUGUGAUUGUUAGAGAAUUGUUGAGAGAGUCACCCGAUGAAUUACAGGAAAUAUUAGGAGAUGAUGUUUGUACAAUAACUUAUGAUAAUCAUCAGCAAGAACAAUAUUUGGGAAGAAGUAAUAAUAAUAAUACAUUGGAAAAGGAUAUUGAAGACCUGAUUCAAAGUAUAAAUGAUUGUGAGGAGAAGGAAUAUUUGCAACCAACACAAACAAUGAUUGAGAGAAAUUCCGAAUUUAAAUAUCAAACAGUUUAUGCAAUAAUCAAAAAUCCCGAAUAUUUGUAUUAUAUUCAAUUGUUUGAUAAUUCUAUCAAUACAAGAAAUGAUAAGGAAGCAAUAUCGAAUAUUGAUAGAGCAAUUAGAUUAAUGCCAACCUAUUGUUAUGCUUACUUUAGGAAAUGUGUAUUCUUUUGGUCAAAGAAUGAUAGAAUUUCCAUAGCAAGAACAAUACGAUUUGCUUUCCAUCAUUGUUCAAAUACAACCAUGAACGAGUUUUGGUUUCAUGCUUUGAAAGGAUUGGAAUUGUAUUCAAAUUAUGAUUCACAGAGUGCAAUUCAUCAUUUCAAACAAUGCUUAAAGUGUUAUAGAGUUUGUAGGGAAAGUAUUUUCGUACCUCUGGUUUGGUGUGGAAAUUUAUACUUGGAGAGAGGAGAGGAAAGAGUUCAGAAAUCUAUUAGUUUCUACUCGUGUGGAUUGAAUCACAAAUAUGAAGGACUCUUUUUUGAUAGUGAAAUGGCUAUUCUGUACAAUAAUUUGGGAAGAGUUCAAUCAUUCAAUGAUCCAAGUGGUGCACUGAAAACUCUUACUUCUGGAGCUAAUUUAUUUCCAAACUAUGUUCUCAUUCAUAGAAAUAGAGGUGAUGUUUAUACCCAUCUCCUCCGACACGAAAGUGCCCUGAAAGAUUUUGAAAAGUGUAUUCAAUUAAUUGCCUGUACCUCUGCCAAAGUUGAAAUAAUGUGUGAAUGUGCUGAAAUUUAUUAUGUGAUUGAAAAUUGGAAGAGAGCACUCCAAAUCUAUGAACAAACCAAAGAAAUUAACAGGGACGCAUCAGCCUAUUUUCUACUAUCCCCAGUGAGGCAUGAAUUAUUCUCUCAGUAUCACCCCUAUGCAAAAGAGCCAGGUAUAGCUACUGAAGUUCUACUUGCUAUAGAAUAUAGUCCAACACAUAGAGAUUCUCUUGUUGUUAAGCUUUCCUUCCUGAGAAUGGAAACAAAAAAGCUUAUCAAAUUUUUACAACAUAAAUAUUUCGGUAGAAUUAGUUAA